This is a messenger RNA of Amoebophrya sp. A25, 488 nucleotides long. Lineage: Eukaryota; Dinophyceae; Syndiniales; Amoebophryaceae. The record is from the annotation of a GenBank genome assembly.
AUGAUCAUAAGUAAUCAAUUAUCUAAGGCUACCACAAGUGCAUCCUCGGCAUCAUCCUCGGCUUCUUUUCAAGGGCGGAAGAUGAAAAGGGCUCAGGGAUGGCCUCAGGGAUGCGACGGCGGUAGCUCUCUCGUCAUGACUAACUACCUACAAGGAAGCGAAUCGAAAGAAAAAGGUCGAUCCACUUUGAUACGACCAAUAGUACCAAUCAAUGAACAUCAGUCCAAAUUUUUCAAAAAUAUCCGUCUGCACCAGGCGGCCUACUUGAAGAAGAUGCAAGGACAGCCGGCCCUACAUCAAACAUCGCUGAGAUCAGCAUCAGGAAAGUAGUGCGCUGGUAGGGUCGUUUUUCGAUGCACAGACUGAAUGAGUAGAAAGAAAAUCAAUUAAUUUCAUGAAAGAGAUACACAUACAUCGCCAUCCAAUUCGAAAUCGUUGCACAGCAAAAUGUCGACUAUCUUCUCAGCGCAUCACUUGCAACUUAUUAU